Molecule: messenger RNA, 1461 nt
Organism: Danio rerio (zebrafish)
Lineage: Eukaryota; Metazoa; Chordata; Actinopteri; Cypriniformes; Danionidae
Gene: celf2
Product: cugbp, Elav-like family member 2
Cellular component (GO): cytoplasm; ribonucleoprotein complex; nucleus
Molecular function (GO): RNA binding; nucleic acid binding
Source: RefSeq, marked validated
AUGAACGGCGCUCUGGAGCAUUCAGACCAGCCUGAUCCGGACGCCAUUAAGAUGUUCGUGGGUCAGAUUCCUCGCUCCUGGUCCGAGAAAGAGUUAAAGGAGCUGUUUGAGCCGUACGGAGCCGUUUACCAGAUCAACAUACUGCGAGACCGCAGCCAGAACCCACCACAGAGCAAAGGGUGCUGUUUUGUCACGUUCUACACAAGGAAAGCUGCCCUGGAGGCCCAGAAUGCACUGCACAACAUAAAGACCUUAACUGGGAUGCACCAUCCCAUACAGAUGAAGCCCGCAGACAGUGAGAAAUCAAAUGCGGUGGAGGAUAGAAAGCUGUUCAUUGGGAUGGUGUCGAAGAAAUGCAAUGAGAACGACAUUCGGGUCAUGUUUUCUCCCUACGGACAGAUCGAGGAGUGCCGCAUCUUACGGGGACCAGACGGACUCAGCCGAGGAUGUGCGUUUGUCACGUUUUCUACCAGGGCUAUGGCACAGAAUGCAAUCAAAGCCAUGCAUCAGUCUCAAACCAUGGAGGGCUGCUCCUCCCCCAUGGUGGUGAAGUUCGCCGACACGCAGAAGGAUAAGGAACAGCGGCGGCUGCAGCAGCAGUUGGCGCAGCAGAUGCAGCAGUUGAACAGCGCUUCUGCCUGGGGCAGCCUGACCGGCCUGACUGGCCUCACCCCGCAGUAUCUGGCAUUGCUUCAACAAGCAACCUCCUCCAGUAACCUAGGAGCGUUCAGUGGUAUUCAGCAAAUGGCAGGUAUGAAUGCUCUGCAGUUGCAGAAUCUGGCCACUCUAGCAGCAGCAGCGGCUGCAGCACAGAGCUCGGCCAGCCCGUCCACCGCUAGCGCCCUGACCUCCAGCACAGGGUCCCUGGGAGCCCUGGCCAGCCCAGCAGGUUCCACAGCAAACUCCAGCGCUGCCAUGGGUUCCCUGGGUUCUCUGGGGACACUGCAGGGUCUGGCCGGGGCCACCGUGGGCCUCAAUAACAUUAAUGCACUAGCAGGUAGCGUCAACAGUAUGGCGGCUUUGAAUGGCGGGCUGGGCAGCACAGGUCUGAGUAACGGGUCGGCCGGGCCUAUGGACGCUCUCACACAGGCCUACUCAGGGAUCCAACAGUACGCGGCUGCCGCCCUGCCCACCCUCUACAGCCAGUCCCUACUGCAGCAACAGAGUGCUGCGGGCAGCCAGAAAGAGGGACCUGAAGGAGCCAACCUGUUCAUCUACCACCUGCCACAGGAGUUUGGGGACCAGGACAUCCUACAGAUGUUCAUGCCUUUCGGAAACGUGGUGUCUGCCAAAGUCUUUAUCGACAAACAGACCAAUCUGAGCAAGUGCUUUGGUUUCGUCAGUUAUGACAAUCCAGUGUCUGCGCAGGCCGCCAUUCAGGCGAUGAACGGCUUUCAGAUCGGCAUGAAGCGUCUCAAAGUCCAACUUAAGCGCUCGAAGAACGACAGCAAACCGUACUGA